ACCGAUAUAUACGAUGCAACUCUGUCGUCUGUAUUUCCCGUCUCUGCUGUCAAUUUGCAGAAUGCAGAAUUUGCAGUGCAGAACUACUGCUGCUGAAAACGCAGUCGUAUGUAGUAGUGCAUCUUGCCCCGUUGGUUGAAUACGAUGCAUUUCUAUGACUUUUUGGUGAGCUGUUGAGAUCUGUCACCAUAACGAGAACGGAGGGGACUGUUCAUUGCGUCGUGGAAGACGACCGCACAGAUGACACUCGCACGAGCUGUUGCCCAGUGUCAUAUGAAUUUUAGCACGUUAUUAGAAUCAUCAUCAUCGGCUGUUUGACGCGCACAAAUAUAAGGGGCAAAACUGGUAACAAUGCCCAGCACAACAAAGCUAACAAAGCUGUAUCUUGCAUCUUCCAUGGAAGAGCUGCAGAAGCAAGUCGACAUAGCGCUGGUGGAAUAUAAAAGCAUCACUACGAUAUGCAAUUCAGCAAGCAAGAUUCGCCGCAAUGCAGACCUCGAAAUGCUGAACGGAGAUGAAGAAAAGGCGUACAUAUAUUACAUGAGGUACUUUGACUUGGUCCAGCGUGUGCGCAAGCACAGGGACUACAAAAAGGAAAAGGAAAAAUGUGAUAAAACUAUAGAACUAGAGAAAUGCAGCAAUGUCAUUGAGCGACUGGAAUUGUUGAAAAGGAGUCUACUGAGGAGGUACGCCUUAAUGAAAGACGCCACAGAGGCUGCUGCAAGGGAUUCAAAUGGUACAGCAGAGACUGUAUGUGGUGGCCAAGCAAAGGCUAUAUCAUCUAAUUCUUCUAGUCAGAACGAAAGCUUAGAUGCUAAAGAUAAACAAAUAUCAAUGACAGUGAACAGUAAACCCUCCACACCUUCCAUAGCUCCCGAAAAGAGGAUAAAAACCGUCAUAACAAGCUUCGAGCUGUAUGACCUACUCCUCGAUCGCACUUCAUCGGUGCUCAUAAUGGAUGCGAGGCCGCGUGAUGACUUCUUAGAAUCACACCUGCGGCAUUCUCGCUGCAUCAAUAUUCCGGAGGAAGUCCUUGUACCCGGGACCAUUGCUUCCAACUUACUCGAAAGCAUUCCAGAAGAAAGCAGGUCCCUGUAUGAUAAACGUGACCUGAUGGACUUUGUAAUUCUUCUGGACUGGAGAAGCAAAGAAGUGCCCGCAUCCCCAACAGUUCCAGUGCGGGUCUUAAAGGAUGCCAUUUGCAAGUGGUCCAUCGACAAAGUACUGCGGAGUGACCCGAUGGUACUUCACGGCGGCUAUGAAGACUGGCUUUUGCGGUAUCCCACGUACACGACGUACUCUCAGCCAAGUAUUCCAACUCCUCCGCGUAGUCCUUUCCUGCACAGCCCCGUGGCAUCGGAUGGUUUAGACUACCCUGACCUCGACGAAGCCUUCCUGGCAACCCCCGAUGACUCUCCAAAGCUGUCAGAUGCGAGCGGAGACGGCAUACGUUUGCCGCAUAUACCUUCGGUUGAUCGCAGCAAAAAACCCUCUGUGGCGACAUUGCCCGCUGGUGCAAGCUCGUACAUUUCCCGACUUCCGCCAAAAGUGAUCAAUGGUAUCGGAAGUAACUCUGAAGUGCCGCAUGUAAAGAAACAGCCUUCCCUGCAGGUUGACAGAAGACUGAAGCCACAAGGAGACACUGGUGUGGUGGAUACAAGCAUCGUAAAACCUGCAGACGACAAGAACGAAGCUUCAACACGAGCUCAGUCCUUAGGACAGGAGCUCCUCGAUUUAUCCCAAGCACAACUCAGGUCGGAGCAGGAGUUCGAACUUCUGAGGGAGCGCAGGGCACGGGAGGCCGAGGAAGCUUCCCGGGCCGCUCUUCAGGAGGAAGAGGAAACUCUCAGAGAGCACAUACGCCACAUCGAGGCCUCUAUGGCUCUCAGAGAUAAAGAAAUGGAUGACCUAUUGCAGCAGAAUGAACUUAUGAAGAAGCAACUACAAGAGAAGAACUUAGAAGAGGAGCGGAAGAAAGCUAGCAGAGAGCUUCACAGGUUACGUGAAGAACGUAAAAAGAAGGAGCAGCAAGCAAAAGAAGAUUCGCCGAAAGCAAAAAACGUGCCGACCACCAGCGUGCCAGGAGCCAGUUCUGCUCCCGAAGGGACACCACUACGGCCAAAUAAGCCUACCACAGCAGUAGAUGCCGUGAGUGAUACUACGAGCCCUGCCAAGCUGGCUGCAAAACCCAACGUAGCAAGUUCCGCGCGUGCUGCAGCUACGACUUGGAGUGGCAGUAGUGGUCUGUCGCGGUCACGGUCAUUUCCAAAUCUCUCGACCGCAAUCGAAGAAGAGCCCGAAGAAUUAAGCUCGAGCGAUUCCAGUGCUCCCCAGUUUGACCGCAACCUGAAACCAGCGCAGAGUGUUGACUCAGCCGCUGAGAACUUGAACAGAAGGGGUCGUACUAGCGAUGGGACUGGCUCUCGUGUGCGAAGUAUAAGCCCAACCUCUGGACAAGAAUUUAAGCACUUAGCAGGACUCAAGAAUUUGGGAAACACGUGCUACAUGAAUGCGACAUUGCAGUGCCUUGCAAACACUUUGCCCUUGGCCUUGCAUUUUUUGUCUGGCCGAUAUGUGAAGGAAAUAAACAGGGAAUCCAGACGCGGCGGUGGUGCUGAACUCGCUGAAGAAUUUAGGAGCCUUCUUUCUCAAAUGUACUACAAAGACAAGGGUGUUGCGCCUAAAUCAUUCAAAUCAUUAAUGGGAAGGUUCUACAGCGUCUACGCUGGACACGAGCAACAAGAUGCCCAUGAGUUCCUGCUAAACCUUAUAGACAGACUACAUGAAGGGCUGAAUAGGGGCCCUGGUAGGAGCCACACGAAAGGAUUUGUAGUGGACGAGAACCUCUCAGUAAAUGGACGCAUCAACCAGUUCUGGUGCCAUCACGUAGACCGUAACUUGUCUGUUGUGUCCGACCUCUUCGAAGGCCUUCUCGUGUCAACCUUGACAUGUCUGUCGUGUCAGAAGACUUCCAGCAGCUUUGAGGUUUUCUCCUGUCUUUCGUUGCCCAUCCCACAGCACAGUUCUGGGACCUGUUAUCUUCAGGACUGUUUGAAGCUCUUCUUAGAGGCUGAAAAAAUGUCGGGAGAGGCAGCUUGGGACUGUCCCGUUUGCAAGCAGAAGAGAAAAGCGGAGAAGCGCAUGAUCAUUGCUAGGCUUCCGAAAAUUCUCAUAAUUCAGUUCAACAGAUUUCGUUGCGAAGGAGCGUGGCAGAGCAAAAAGCUGCAGACUUAUGUCCACUUCCCCAUCUCCAAUUUCGACAUGAACGAGUACGUCGAUCACACCCGUGUUGAGACACAGCGACGGCCCCCCUACGAUUUAUAUGCUUUCUUGAACCACUAUGGAACUUUGGCAGCUGGUCACUAUAUCGGAUACUGCCGUGCUGGCCCAAGAGGAGGAUGGUACAUGUACGAUGACUCUUCUGUUUCAGAAGUCAUUCUGUCAGAAUCUGAUAAACGGAAUGCUUACAUCCUCUUCUACACGUCCGUAGAUGCAAGGCACCAGUUUAUUUCUUACUGAGUAAAUUACGUAUAUGUGCAAUGUUGCACCUUGCAGUCCUUGUUGCAUGCAGAUGGUCCUGUUUAUUAAAUAAAGUAUUUAGUUUGUGAAGCACAGGGCCAAGUAUGCACAUAGUACGUAUUGUACAUAGUUCACGCGUAGCAGCUACGCAAGUGUAUUAUAUUGUUGAGCAUAAGUUGACAUUUUAUAAAAAUUUUAGAGAGUGUUUAUACGCAUGCAUAAUGUAAAUUUAACGAUUGUUAUGCUGCUUCAAAAUGCAUUUCGAUAUAUUCGCGGGAACAGCUAAAAGCUGAUGCCCAGCAGCAAAGAUUAUCAAUAAAGAUGGUUGAAUAGGUCA
Messenger RNA from Ornithodoros turicata, 3856 nucleotides. Its product is annotated as ubiquitin carboxyl-terminal hydrolase 8-like. Bases 352 to 3519 code for a protein of 1055 amino acids. Lineage: Eukaryota; Metazoa; Arthropoda; Arachnida; Ixodida; Argasidae. The record is from RefSeq and is a predicted model, not a curated record. Gene Ontology annotation, molecular function: cysteine-type deubiquitinase activity. The transcript has 23 exons. Gene Ontology annotation, biological process: protein deubiquitination.